AUGGAAACAUUUGUCACCCUGAGGGAAAGUUCAGCAGAAGCCACAUCCCCAUUCACCAGGAACCCUACCUUCAAAGUAGAGAAGGAAAGACGGGGUUUCGUGGCAGGCGGGGCGUACUUUCCCGAGCAGUCUCCGGCUCCGCCAUGUUGCUUCCGGUUUCCACCGUGGUCGUGGUCCUGGGUGUUUUGGCCCUACGUUCUCCUUCUGGUGAAAGCCACACAGAAGCUGACGUCCAGCACCAAGCUGCGAUUGCACGGUCCUCUCAUGUCUGAAAGAACGAGGACAAUGGACACAUAUGAGGGGUUGGUGUCAUUUGAGGAUGUCUCUGUGGACUUCACCUGGGAGGAGUGGCAGGACCUGGAUGAUGCUCAGAGGAAGCUCUACAGGGACGUGAUGCUGGAGACCUACAGCAGCCUGCUGUCCUUGAACCAGUGUGAUCCCAAACCUGAGUUGAUCCUGAAGUUGGAACAAGAAGCUGAGCCAUGGAAGGAAGACGAUGUCCCAAACCCGAGCCUCCCAGAUAUGCAGCAUGCAAAUGAGAUCAACCAAGACUAUCAGAAGAUGCAUGGAUGCAAUCUGGUAAUUGCCAAGAGCAGCAGCACAUCAGCUGAGGAGAGGGCUAAAGCAGGAAAACCUUUGACUAGCUCAAACCAUGUUUUAAGACUAGCUGUAAAGAACGAUAUGUCUUCUGGAAUGAGACCUGGGGUGCUUCAUAUAUGGGAUCGUGUGCUUCUCCCUAGUGAGCCCAGUGAGAUGCAGGCUGUAGAGGAACUUGAUCUUCCUCAUGUAACCAGGGUGUCCCCUAGACUUCCUGAGCCUCUUAGUCUAUAUCACAGUACUAAAUGUGAAGAAAAGCAUUUUCAGUAUUGUGGGCACAGUGAAGCUCUCCACACGAAGACAGUGUGGAUACAGAACACAUUUCCUAUCAGAGAUCCUUCCAGUAAGUUGAACUACAGGAAAGGAUUAGAAAAGUUAGCUCUUCCUGCUCAAGGGGGGACCCAGGUACAGGAGCAAACUUUUGAAUGUAAAGUGUGUGGGAAAUUGUUCUAUAAAAAUUCUCAUCUAACACAGCACUUAAAAACACACAAAGAAAAGGAAUGUUAUAAAAGUAAUGAUUGUGAACCAAUAUUCAAUAUACAAUCAAACCUCCGAAAACAUCAGAGUUUGAAUAUGGGAGAAAAGCCUUAUACAUGUAAUGAAGAUGAGAAAUACAUUUGUCAGAAAUCAGAAAAAAGUGUUCAGCAGAGAAUCAUAGGGGAUGGAAGGAAUGUAUAUGAGAAAACUGUUUGCUCAAAAUUAAAUUGCAGUGUUCAACAGAACCCUCACAAGGAUGAGAAAUCCCAUGAAUACAAUAUAUCUGGAAAAACAAUUAGUAAGUCUAACCUCCAACUUGAGACACUGCACAGAUAUGAGAAAGCAUAUGAAUGUAAUACAUGUGGGAAAACCUUUAACCAUACACCAAAUAUCUACUCACAUUCGAGAGCUCACACAGCUGAGAAACCCUAUGAGUGUAAAGACUGUCAGCAGUCAAAACCCAUUGUGAAUCAGCAAGCUCACACACAGGAAAAACGCUAUGUGUGCAAUGUAUGUGGAAAAGCCUUUUACAAAAGAGCCCACUUAAACGCACAUCAGCGAACUCACACAGGUGAGAAGCCAUAUGACUGUAAUGAAUGUGGGAAAUCUUUUAGGCUGAAGUCAUUUCUUGUUGUACAUCAAAGAAUUCACACAGGUGAAAAACCCUUUGCAUGUACUACAUGUGGAAAAAGUUUCAAGCAGAGGACAAGUCUCUACACACACAUAAGAAUUCAUACAGGUGAGAAACCCUAUGAAUGUAAAGAAUGUAGGAAAUCUUUUAUUCUCAAGUCAUACCUCACUGUUCAUCAGAGAACUCAUUCAGGUGAGAAACCCUAUGAGUGUGAUGUAUGUGGAAAGUCCUUUAAGCAAAAUUCCCACCUUCAUGCACAUAAGAGAACUCACACAAGUGAGAAACCCUACGAGUGUGUUGUAUGUGGCAAAAGUUACAAGCAGAGUCCAAGCCUCUAUACACAUAAGAAGAUUCAUAUGAGUGAGAAACCCUAUGAAUGUAAACAGUGUAGAAAAUCAUUUAGUUUGAAGUUCCAUCUCACCAGACAUCAGAGGACUCACUCAGGUGAAAAACACUAUCAGUGAAAUGUGUGUGGAUGAGCCUUUAAGCAGAGUUCACACCAGUGUACAUCAGAGAACUCCCCCAGGUGAGAAAUCCUGUGAAUGGGAAGAAUAUAGAACACCUCUCCACCACUAGUCAGCUGCCCAUGUUUAUUAGGAGCUUUAGUGGGGAGAAACUCCAUGAGCGUUAUGUCUGUGGAUAGACCUGCUGCCAGAUGUCAAGCUGGUGCACACAUCUGUGAAUUCAUACAGGUGACAGACUUUUAUAAUUAAAAACUAAGAAAAUAUUCCAGCCAAAGAUACAUCAGAGAACUCAUAAACAUGAGAAACCUUAAGAGCAUAUAAAUGUAAAAAAAUCUCAACCAUAAGAUACAACUCAUUAAAACAUGUACAAAUGGGUGAGAUGUUGAAAAACCCUUCCCUAGAUAUCAUAUCUCAGCAGUUAUUAAGUAAUUCACACCCUAUUAAAGAAACCCUAUGAAUGUAGAAAAUCCUUCAACCAUAGGUCAUUUUUUUACUGCAUACCAAAGAAGACAUGGGAACAUCUCCAUGAAUGUUGUUUAUGUGCAGAAAACACACACUCAAGACAAACCUCUGUCCACCUGAAAACUCAAAACUGAGAACCCUAUGACUAUAAAUACUGUAGGAAAUAUUUCAACCAUAAGCCAUCUGUUGCUGUACAUGAAAGAAGUCACAUAGGUGAGUAACCCUAAACACAUAGGUGAGUAUAAGGUAAGCAGAGAACCUUUCAAGGGAUGCUGAGUCUCUUUGCAUUAGACAUGCACUACUGAGGAACCCCAAGAGUAAUGUAUACGGAAAUGCCUUUUUCAGUAGGCAGACCUCUAAACAUCAGUGACUGCUCGGAAGCACAUGAGUAAUGUAUGUGGGAAACCCUUCUACUAAUGUCAGACCUUCACUCAUACAGAUGUAGUCACUGUACGUAUCUGGAAGAGCCACAUAGUAUAAAGGAGACCUCAGGAAACAUUUGAAUUAGCACAGAGGAGACCUUGCAAAACAGAUAAUAAUGUGGGUAGUGUUUCUAAGAAGUCACUCAACAGGAAUUCAUCCCACAAAGUCCUUAAGUCCAGGAAGCAGAGUACCAUGUGCUCCCCAAGAUUUAUUUUCUUUGCUGCACUCAUCAGCCUGUGUUUUGCAGUCUGUUUCAGUUUGUGGGACCUCGUGCUAAGCUCUUUAGUGGAAUGUAAAUGCAUGUAUCCCGCUAACCCCCCAAAUCUUAACGAACUCCACCUGGGAGCCCAUCCAUAGUUGGCCUGAAGUGCAGAUAACCUUCAGUGUGUUUAGCAGCCAUGAAUAGAAGGGCACUGUGGCUUAGGAAUGUUCUGUCCAGAGAGCUAUGAUCCUCCUGCAUGUUUCUGCCAUCUCUAGUGUAUGGAAGGGAGGUCUGCAGAGUCUGUAACAGUGCAGAGCCACAGCCAUUAGUUCACUCUAAGAGGUGGUGAGGCAGACAGAUUGUCUCUAGAAAACUCUUAGGAGAGAUCUGUGGCCACUCUUCGUUCCCAUGCUGCCUUGGGGAAGAAGAAAUCCCGAUAAAAUUCCCGGAAAUACUGAGUGUGUUUCUAGUAAGGAUCUUCCAUUAAACAGAUCAUUGAAUGCACAUUGCUUUUAUGUGUGAAACCAUUCAAUAAAAUUUCCAGUCAGGUUUCGACCAAGGAAGAUUAUCACUAUGGAAUCUAUAUAUUAAUUUUUUUUGGGGGGGGGAGAAAUGUUAAAUCUCAUAUUCCAGUUGUUUUCCAAAAUCUGCAUGUCAGGAGAUGAAUAUUGGUAAUGCCUAUCAGUGAGCAUCUGCCUGUCGAGGGACAUUUGUGAUGUUUUAACUAGAGUUUGGGAGAGGGCAGUGGCACAUAUAAGGAUGUAGCUGAACAGCCUACAGUAUGUUGGAUAGUACACUCAUGUAUGUAUGGUUCAUGGAUAUGAGUAUGUCAUAUCAAUUGUGUUCCAUGAUGAGAAUAAACAGAAGAGAGUCUCCAUGGUUUCGUGCAAUAUGUGUUGCAGUGUACAUUGAUUCAUGUAAUACAUGUUGCAAUGUACAUUGAUAUUUCCCACAUUUGAUGCCAUUCUGGCCUCUUUAUAGCUUCUUACCCUCAGACAUUGUAUUAUAUACUUUCUUAGUCUUGUGUCAUCUAAAUGUGUGUGACAGUUUUACCGGCUCAAGUAAAUAAAGUAUUCUUUUCCUAACGUGA
This is a messenger RNA of Peromyscus maniculatus bairdii (prairie deer mouse), 4346 nucleotides long. RefSeq names its product zinc finger protein 39-like. The record is from RefSeq and is a predicted model, not a curated record. Gene Ontology annotation, biological process: regulation of transcription by RNA polymerase II. NCBI's taxonomy places the organism in Eukaryota, Metazoa, Chordata, Mammalia, Rodentia, Cricetidae. Gene Ontology annotation, molecular function: RNA polymerase II transcription regulatory region sequence-specific DNA binding; DNA-binding transcription factor activity, RNA polymerase II-specific. Gene Ontology annotation, cellular component: nucleus.